Messenger RNA from Aspergillus ruber CBS 135680, 1366 nucleotides. Its product is annotated as NmrA-like family protein. The transcript has 3 exons. The record is from RefSeq and is a predicted model, not a curated record. Lineage: Eukaryota; Fungi; Ascomycota; Eurotiomycetes; Eurotiales; Aspergillaceae. The coding region runs from base 248 to 1177 and encodes 309 amino acids.
CGGGACUAAUAUAGUGCCCGAGAUGAUUAAAGCCUUCGUCUAUUAACUACAAUCCCGGCCUAAACCUUGGAGCCCGGAUUAUAGAGCGUGGCGAAAGAAAACAGACGGGGAACCCAUUUACAGCAAUAUAAAUACGCCAUGUGCAAUCGCGAGAAAUAAACAUUUUCAUUUUUUUGGGAAUAUAGACAGGCCACUCUACUGCUUGCCGAAUACAUUUCAAGAUCUGGAGUCUUACUUCAUUCAAACAAUGGCCAUCACUGUUGGAAUUGCUGGAAUUACUGGCAAGUUUGCCAAACGCCUUGUGUCUCAUCUGCUUAAGCGACCCGAGGUGAACAUUCGCGGAUACUGCCGUGAUCCCAGCAAAGUUCCGGAAGCAAUCUCGUCCUCGGCUCAAGUCAUUCUCUUCCAAGGAGAUGCUUUUAGCAAAGAUGCGAUCAACGCCUUUGCCAAAGGCUGUGACGUUAUCGUGUGCUGCUAUCUCGGCGAUGAUAAGCUUAUGGUCGAUGGACAGAAGAUUCUGAUUGAGGCCUGCGACGGCUGUGAAGUACCACGCUACAUUGCUAGUGACUGGGCGCUGGAUUACACCAAGCUGAAGCUCGGCGAGUUGUUCCCUAAAGAUCCGAUGAUCCAUGUUAAGGCCUACGUUGAGACCAAGAAGGUUCAGGGUGUCCACAUCCUCAUCGGAGGGUUCAUGGAGCCCAUCUUCAGCCCAUUUUUCAACAUCUAUGACCCUCAAUCUCAAACUCUACGCUUUUGGGGAUCGGGCGAUGAAGUAAUGGAAGGGACGACCUACGAUAACGCUGCAGAAUUUACUGCCGCGGUUGCUGUGGACCCCAAGGCAACUGGCAUUGUGAAGUUCCUCGGUAGCCGAGCUACCAUCAAAGAGAUCGCUGCUUCUUUUGAAAAGGUCUACGGAAUUAAGCCUGCCUUGGAGAGCAGAGGGUCCCUCAAAGACCUGUAUCAAUGUAUGCAUGAGAAGCGCGAGAAGAGCCCGGCGGAUGUGUACAGUUAUAUGUCGCUCUUUUUCUAUUACUACUGGGUCAACGGACAGACUCUCCUGGGUACGGACCUGGACAAUGAGCGAUAUACUGAAGUCAAGCCAGUUAGCUGGGAAGGAUUUAUGACCCAGUGGCCUUUGGAGACGAUGCCUACUGCUUACUUUUCUCUGAGCGGAUAAGGAAGCAAGAACGCCAGGGAUUAUUGACGCUGAAAGCAGAUCUGUGCUGAAAAUUCAUGGGUUCCAAGUUGAGGGGAAAGAAUCCUAAUAUUAGUCUCUAGAAUCAUGCAUUAGUAUAUACAAUAUUGGCGAAUCAUUUGAUUCGGUAUCAUAGAUUUUUGUCGAAUAACCCCGGGAAUAUUAUAACGC